UGUAUCUCCAUCCAUGUUGGACAGGCAGGGGUUCAGAUUGGCAAUGCCUGCUGGGAAUUGUAUUGUCUCGAGCAUGGAAUUCAGCCUGAUGGUCAGAUGCCAAGUGAUAAAACCAUCGGCGGUGGGGAUGAUUCCUUUAACACGUUCUUCAGUGAGACCGGGGCGGGCAAGCAUGUGCCCAGAGCUGUGUUUGUGGACCUGGAGCCAACUGUAGUUGAUGAAGUCCGUACGGGCACGUACAGGCAGCUUUUUCAUCCUGAGCAGCUGAUAACUGGAAAGGAAGAUGCGGCCAACAAUUAUGCCCGAGGCCAUUAUACCAUUGGCAAGGAGAUUGUUGAUCUGGUCCUCGAUCGGAUUCGCAAACUGGCGGAUCUGUGCACUGGACUGCAGGGGUUCCUCAUCUUCCAUAGCUUUGGGGGAGGUACCGGCUCUGGCUUCGCCUCUCUGCUUAUGGAGAGGCUCUCCGUUGACUAUGGCAAGAAGUCCAAGCUUGAAUUUGCCAUUUACCCAGCCCCCCAGGUUUCCACAGCAGUCGUGGAGCCCUACAACUCCAUCCUCACCACUCACACGACCCUGGAACACUCCGACUGUGCCUUCAUGGUCGACAACGAAGCCAUAUAUGACAUAUGUCGGCGUAACCUCGAUAUUGAACGGCCUACGUACACCAACCUGAAUCGUCUGAUCGGGCAGAUUGUCUCCUCUAUCACGGCUUCCUUGCGCUUCGAUGGGGCGCUGAAUGUCGACCUGACAGAGUUCCAGACCAACCUGGUGCCCUAUCCGCGUAUCCACUUCCCCCUGGCUACCUACGCUCCUGUCAUAUCCGCUGAGAAGGCGUAUCAUGAGCAGCUGUCUGUGGCAGAGAUCACCAAUGCCUGCUUCGAGCCUGCCAACCAGAUGGUCAAAUGUGACCCCCGUCAUGGCAAGUACAUGGCCUGCUGUAUGUUGUACCGAGGGGACGUGGUCCCCAAAGACGUGAACGCUGCGAUCGCCACCAUCAAGACAAAGCGUACAAUUCAGUUUGUGGAUUGGUGCCCCACUGGAUUCAAGGUGGGCAUCAACUACCAGCCUCCCACCGUAGUGCCUGGCGGUGACCUGGCCAAGGUGCAGCGGGCCGUGUGCAUGCUGAGUAACACCACGGCGAUCGCAGAAGCGUGGGCACGGCUGGACCACAAGUUUGACCUGAUGUAUGCCAAGCGAGCCUUUGUCCACUGGUACGUGGGGGAGGGCAUGGAGGAAGGAGAAUUCUCGGAGGCCCGGGAGGAUCUGGCAGCUCUGGAGAAAGAUUAUGAGGAGGUGGGCGUCGACUCAGUGGAGGCAGAGGCUGAGGAAGGGGAAGAGUACUAG
Trichosurus vulpecula (common brushtail) is the source of this 1344-nucleotide messenger RNA. Its product is annotated as tubulin alpha-3 chain-like. The coding region runs from base 97 to 1344 and encodes 415 amino acids. The record is from RefSeq and is a predicted model, not a curated record. Gene Ontology annotation, cellular component: microtubule; cytoplasm. Gene Ontology annotation, molecular function: structural constituent of cytoskeleton; GTP binding. NCBI's taxonomy places the organism in Eukaryota, Metazoa, Chordata, Mammalia, Diprotodontia, Phalangeridae. The transcript is spliced from 4 exons. Gene Ontology annotation, biological process: mitotic cell cycle; microtubule cytoskeleton organization.